CCCGCCCAUGCGGAGGCGGGGCCUGCAGCGCGCGGGAAGCGGCGCGCGCGGCGGCGGGAGCUGGCGGCCGCGGGGACUGACCACGUCCCUAUAGCUUUCCUCUGUCUUUGGAGAAAGAACGGUCCCCGAGGAACGGUAUUCUGUCCCUUGAAGACUCAGGAGGAUGAAAGUCAUCACUUGUGAGAUCGCCUGGCAUAACAAGGAGCCAGUGUACAGCCUGGACUUCCAGCACGGAGCCGCCGGGAGGAUCCACAGGCUGGCCUCCGCGGGGGUGGACACCGCUGUCAGGCAGAUCUGGAAGGUAGAAAAAGGACCAGAUGGAAAGGCCAUUGUUGAAUUUUUGUCCAAUCUUGUUCGCCAUACCAAAGCUGUCAAUGUCGUGCGUUUUUCUCCAAGUGGGGAAGUUUUAGCAUCAGGAGGGGAUGAUGCUGUCAUUCUUCUGUGGAAGGUUAAUGAUAACAAGGAACCAGAACAGAUCGCUUUUCAGGACGAGGAUGAGGCUCAGCUGAACAAGGAGAACUGGACUGUCGUAAAAACCCUGAGGGGCCACUUAGAAGAUGUGUAUGAUAUUUGCUGGGCAACCGAUGGGAAUUUAAUGGCUUCUGCCUCUGUGGAUAACACGGCCAUCAUAUGGGAUGUCAGUAAAGGACAAAAGAUCUCAAUUUUUAAUGAACAUAAAAGUUAUGUACAAGGAGUAACCUGGGAUCCUUUGGGUCAAUAUGUUGCUACCCUGAGCUGUGACAGGAUCCUGAGGGUGUACAGCACACUGAAGAAACGUGUGGCUUUUAAUGUCUCAAAGAUGCUGUCUGGAGUAGGGGCUGAAGGAGAGGCGAGAAGUUACCGGAUGUUCCAUGAUGACAGCAUGAAAUCAUUCUUUCGUAGACUUAGUUUCACUCCUGAUGGAUCUUUGCUCCUCACACCAGCCGGAUGUGUGGAAUCGGGUGAAAACGUAACAAAUACAACUUAUGUUUUCUCCAGGAAAAAUCUUAAAAGGCCUAUCGCCCAUCUUCCGUGUCCUGGGAAGGCGACGCUCGCUGUCCGCUGCUGCCCCGUCUACUUUGAGCUGAGGCCAGUGGUGGAAGCAGAGCCAGGUGUGGAGCUGGUGAGCCUGCCCUACCGCCUGGUGUUUGCUGUGGCUUCUGAAGACUCUGUGCUUUUGUACGACACCCAGCAGCUGUUCCCGUUUGGUUACGUGUCUAACAUACAUUACCACACCCUGAGUGAUAUUUCCUGGUCCAGCGACGGGGCCUUCCUGGCCAUCUCUUCCACGGAUGGUUACUGUUCCUUCGUGACGUUCGAGAAGGAUGAGCUCGGAAUUCGCUUGAAAGAGAAGCCAGUUGUGUGUGUGAGAACUCCCGAUACAGCGAAGAAAACCAAGAGUCAGACACACCCAGGGUCUUCGCCAGGACCCAGGCUGGGAGAGGGAACCGCCAGCAGCAGAGUCCGGGACCCCAGCAGCCCCUCUGCAACGCCCCCUCAGGCGAAACAGUCUCCGGCCCCCACGGCGGCCAAGGACACCCCUGUGACCGCUCCCGGUGCCAGAGGCUUCCUGGCAGGGCCCUCAGAGGAGAAGACCCUGCAGCCCGGCAGUCAGAAUGUGAAAGCCCACCCAUCCCGGAGGGUCACUCUGAACACGCUGCAGGCCUGGAGCAAGUCAACACCCCGGAGAAUAAACUUAAUACCCUUGAAGACAGAUACUCCACUGAAUUCUAUACCAACCAGCGUAAUUUCCAGCCCUUCCACAGAAGAAAUUCAAUCAGAGAUGCCUGGAGACCUUCAGGUCAGUUCCCCGGAGCUUAAGCGGCCGAGACUCAGUGAGCACAAAGAAGGUCCCCAAGGUCUGGACCCCUGAUGAGACCUGUCAUGUGCCUGAAGGCUGCUAGGUCUGGGGACCCCCGUGUGCCCAGAGAGGGGCGAGACCAACCUGAGACCAGUGGAAUCAGACGGAGCCUGACGGACACUAGAAAAUGGAUUUCUGUAACAGAAGAUACGCGUGGACCAAUUUUCUCCAGAAAUAUGUUGGCUGUUGUAUUUAGCAUACAUUUUUACCUCAGAUAUGUGAACAUUUUAAUAGACUAAAUUCUCUUUUUGAUGAGUUUCUGA
Delphinapterus leucas (beluga whale) is the source of this 2103-nucleotide messenger RNA. The record is from RefSeq and is a predicted model, not a curated record. NCBI's taxonomy places the organism in Eukaryota, Metazoa, Chordata, Mammalia, Artiodactyla, Monodontidae.